AUGGACUGGCAGGUGCUGACCAGGGAGCUGUCGCUCUACCUGGAGAGCCAGGUCCGCGUGGGGCUCUUCGGCUCCGGCGUGGGCUUGUCCUUGGUGCUGGGCUUCGGCGUCGCCUACGCCUGCUACUACCUCAGCAGCAUCGCCAAGAAACCCCAGCUGGUGGCCAGCAAUGACCGUUUCUGCCGCUUUCUCGAGGAACAUUGCCCUGUUGUGACAGAAACUUACUAUCCCACGAUUUGGUGCUGGGAAGGUCGGGUGCAGACACUCCUGCGUCCCUUUAUCACAUCCAGACCCCAAGUAGAGUACAGGAACGAGCUCAUUAAAACAGCAGAUGGAGGGCAGAUUUCAUUGGAUUGGUUUGAUAAUAAUGACAGCUUAUAUUAUCCGGAUGCCAGCACAAGACCCACUGUCCUGUUGUUGCCUGGUCUGACAGGGACGAGCAAAGAAUCCUACAUUCUUCAUAUGAUCCAUCAAAGUGAAACACUUGGAUACAGAUGCGUGGUUUUUAAUAAUCGGGGAAUUGCUGGGGAGGAACUUUUGACACCAAGGACUUACUGUGCUGCUAACACAGAGGAUUUAGAAGCAGUUAUUCAUCAUGUACACAACUUGCACCCCUCAGCUCCAUUUAUGGCAGCCGGUGUUUCUAUGGGAGGCAUGCUUCUUUUAAAUUACCUGGGCAGAACUGGCAGAGACACUCCUUUAAUGGCAGCUGCAAUUUUCUCUGCGGGUUGGAAUGUUUUUGAAUCUGUAGAAUCUCUGGAGAAGCCAUUAAACUGGCUUCUUUUCAAUUAUUACUUGACUACUUGUCUACAAUCUUCUAUUAGCAGGCAUCGACAAAUGUUGGAGAAAUUAUUUGACAUGGAUCUUGUGAUGAAGGCUAGAACUAUUAGAGAAUUUGAUAAGCAGUUCACUUCAGUCAUGUUUGGCUACCGCACAAUUGAUGAUUACUAUGAAGAUGCUAGUCCAUGCCUCAAGCUGAAAUCAGUAGGAAUUCCAGUGUUAUGUCUAAACUCUGUGGAUGAUGUUUUCUCACCUGGUCAUGCUAUACCAGUAGAAACUGCCAAACAAAAUGCAAAUGUCGCUUUGGUUCUGACUUCUUGCGGAGGCCAUAUUGGUUUUCUGGAAGGAAUAUGGCCAAGGAAGUGCACUUACAUGGACAGAGUCUUCAAGCAGUUUGUGCAAGCUAUGUUUGAGCAUGGAAACAAAAUCUUCAGCAUGUAGCUUUGGACCACUACUAUAGCUCAGUGGCACAUUCUGACAGUUCAGCUUAAUGCACAAAUAUUAACUACUGUAAGCCAGCAAAUGGAUGAAGUCCAUUACUAAAUGCAAAAAUAUUUUUUGCCUAAGAUUUUGUAGCAGGAAACUAAAUAUUAUGUUGUCACUUUUGUAUUUAUUUUUAAUAUGCCUUACUAAGAAUGACCUUAAAUGAAACAGCAUUCUGCAUACAUCAAAUUGCACUUAACCAAAACCAUCAAGUAAGCAGAUUAUAAUUCCUCAGGAUUUUAGUUUAAACCAGUACAUAUUUAGGAGACUUACUUUAGACGGCUUUUAAUAUUAGAAUGGCAACACACAAAUAAUGUUUAUUAUCCUGUCAUACACAGUACAAGUGGGCCCAUUCCUUAGGGCAUCAAUGGUGAAAAUGGUGAAUGGUGAAAAUCUUAAAAUAUGAAAACAAAAGAAGGAACACAAAGAAGCACUAGUUCUUCAAGUAAGUCUGAAUUUUAGCAUGUAAUUACAUAGCAUUAGACUGGUAUCUGCUUUUGCUGUUUUACCCUGAAAGAAUUCAAGAUUUAGGGCUAGUUUUUGUUUUUUUCAAUUAUGCCAAGGCCAUACUUGUCUUACAUGAUAACUUUUUAGACAGUUAGCUAAUCUAUAGUGUUUACAUAUAACCAAAAGAUUCUUUUAAAACAGUACUGUAAUAACGUAUGUAAUUAAAAGGCAUUUUGCAUUUCAAAGUUCAUGUAAAGCUACGUUUGUCAUGUAUAUAAUACAUUACUUCAUUUAACUGGUAAAUUCAGUGAUUAUACCUAUUAUGUUUAUAUUAUCCUGC
Messenger RNA from Rhea pennata, 2050 nucleotides. It is a transcript of the gene ABHD3, whose product is annotated as abhydrolase domain containing 3, phospholipase. NCBI's taxonomy places the organism in Eukaryota, Metazoa, Chordata, Aves, Rheiformes, Rheidae. Gene Ontology annotation, molecular function: acetylesterase activity; A2-type glycerophospholipase activity; monoacylglycerol lipase activity. The record is from RefSeq and is a predicted model, not a curated record. Bases 1 to 1221 code for a protein of 406 amino acids. Gene Ontology annotation, biological process: medium-chain fatty acid catabolic process; medium-chain fatty acid biosynthetic process; phosphatidylcholine metabolic process. The transcript is spliced from 9 exons.